AGGUCAAGUUCCUGUCUUUGAUGUUCUUAGGUGCUCAAGCAACAGUAUUAACACAUGGCUUCUUCUUUCCGAGCAUUUUUGAACAGUCCUGUUGGUCCAAAAACUUCACAUUUUUGGGGACCUGUUGCCAAUUGGGGGUUCGUGGCUGCCGGGUUGGUGGACAUGAAUAAACCUCCAGAAAUGAUCUCUGGCAACUUGACAGGAGUGAUGUGUGUCUAUUCAGUAUUGUUCAUGAGAUUUGCAUGGAUGGUACAACCACGAAACUAUUUACUUCUUUCUUGCCAUGCCUCCAAUGAGGUUGUACAAUUAUGUCAACUCUCUCGUUGGGCAAAGGGGAAUGGGUACCUCUCUGAGAAGAAGGAUAAAGCUUCAUCCAAGUAACUUGAUGCU
This is a messenger RNA of Gastrolobium bilobum, 390 nucleotides long. Its product is annotated as mitochondrial pyruvate carrier 1-like. The record is from RefSeq and is a predicted model, not a curated record. NCBI's taxonomy places the organism in Eukaryota, Viridiplantae, Streptophyta, Magnoliopsida, Fabales, Fabaceae. The transcript has 5 exons. Gene Ontology annotation, biological process: pyruvate import into mitochondria. Gene Ontology annotation, cellular component: mitochondrial inner membrane. The coding region runs from base 55 to 381 and encodes 108 amino acids.